AUGUCUAGGGAAGAAGAAAGGAUUUGGAAGAGAGAAACACCAAAGUUUACAGUUGACAAAGAGAGGAAGGAGAUGUUGGUUGAGAGUAUAGUUGAUGAAGAGACCAGUCAAGAAACACAAGAUCUGUUGGUAAGAAAAAGGAAGCCCUCAGAAAGAAUUAUCAAGAUUAAGUUGAAAAAAGCAGUGCAUGAUCCAGAUGGAGGUGGUUCAACAACUGAGAAAGCACUUACAUUGGACUGA
Lactuca virosa is the source of this 240-nucleotide messenger RNA. NCBI's taxonomy places the organism in Eukaryota, Viridiplantae, Streptophyta, Magnoliopsida, Asterales, Asteraceae. The record is from the annotation of a GenBank genome assembly.